This is a messenger RNA of Dacryopinax primogenitus, 756 nucleotides long. RefSeq lists its product as uncharacterized. The transcript is spliced from 4 exons. The record is from RefSeq and is a predicted model, not a curated record. The coding region runs from base 1 to 756 and encodes 251 amino acids. NCBI's taxonomy places the organism in Eukaryota, Fungi, Basidiomycota, Dacrymycetes, Dacrymycetales, Dacrymycetaceae.
AUGUAUCCGGACUUCAGCGACGACGAACCUCCUCAGACGGAGGUGAACCCUGCGAAACGGCCCAGGCAGCCAACUACCGAGUCGAAUGCAAGCACCUCCCGUCCCCACAAGAGACCCUCGAUCACAGAGGCUUCCCCCAUCAUGAAUGCCGACGUGGCCCUCUUCGCUCAACAAUCGGAGCCUGAGGUUGUCGAGGUGCAGGCACCCGGCAAGGCCAAAGCCAUGCCCGACAAGGGCAAGGCUCGCGCGGUCUCUCCUGCGAGGCGCGCAGAGGUGAUGCCCCCACCUCCCGUUCCGAAACGGGGAAGAAAGGGACGUCCUCGCAAGGAUGCCGCACCCGUCACGCCUGCCUCCAAGGCCUCCAAGGCCACUCUGAUGAGCGGCGUCACCAAGCGGGUUGGGGGGGGCAGGGUUGUCGCGACAUUUGACCAUUGUGUAAUGCGCGAAAACCUUCGCCUUGCCAUCCAUACGGGCGAUGUCAUCUAUGCCCGUAACCUCGCAAAGUGGGCACAGAUGGUUGGCGUCUCCGCGGUGCACACCUCCUUCCCCCCGCCAUUUGCCACUCGCUAUUUUCAAGACCCCACGCGUGCCUCCCUCGACGCUGCCUACCACCACGUCAUGCAGCUUGCCGGUAUCCCGAUCCCCAUGUCUCUUCCACCCGACAGCGACACGGGCGAAGUUGACGAUAUGGCCAAUCCGAACACCGCCUCAGAGGAUGAGGAAGAUGAUGAUGAGCCAUUGCUGUUCGCUGAGUAA